Messenger RNA from Symbiodinium pilosum, 1209 nucleotides. Lineage: Eukaryota; Dinophyceae; Suessiales; Symbiodiniaceae. The record is from the annotation of a GenBank genome assembly.
AUGCUCAACAGCAAGCUCCGCACUCUGGACAUGAAGUCGCGAAUGCGCGACGCUUUUGCCGAGCCCUCCUAUAUUGCCACGGAGCACUACCACAAGACGGGCUGCUGUCAGUAUAUUGCUCGCUCCCACUGGUUCGAGCAUUCGAUCAUGUUCAUCAUUCUGUUGAACUCUGUUUGGAUUGGCAUUGAGUCCACCAUCAAUGAGUCUGCGCUGCUCAUCAAUGCUGAUCCCGGCAUCAUCAUCGUGGAAAACCUGCUCUGCUUGGCGUUCACAGUUGAGAUCAUAAUCCGUUUCAUGGCUUUCAAGCACAAAUGUCGGGCCAUCCGGGACUUCUGGUUUAUCUUUGACUUCCUGCUGGCUUUCUUCAUGGUCUUGGAGACCUGGGUCCUGUUCAUCGUUCUGAGCUUCACCGACAUUAAUAUGAUCUUUUUCGAUUCCUCUAUUCUUCGGAUGCUUCGGCUUCUUCGGCUGACGCGCGUCGCCCGUGUUGCCCGCAUGCUCCGCUUCCUCCCAGAAGUGCUGAUUCUGGUUCGCGCCAUCGGAGCAGCCAUACGCUCCGUAAUUCUCACGGUACUACUUGGCCUCAUGAUCGUCUAUGUCUUUGCCAUUGCUCUGACUCAGAUAGCUGUAGACACGCCAGCUGGAAACGCCUACUUCAGCACACUACCGCAGGCCAUGUUCAGCCUGAUCUUUAAUGGCUGCUUCAACAACGACCUUGCUUCAAUGGCUCGCCUAGCCUUUCAGGAUGACCUCGUCGUCGCAGCCCUGUUUGCAUGUUUCAUUGUCAGCGCGCCGCUGACGGUCAUGAACCUACUUGUCGGUGUGCUGGUAGAAGUGGUGCGUGUUGUGGCCACCGCUGAGCAAGAAGGCCGGGUCGUGCGCAACCUGAAGGAGGAGUUGCACUGGGCAAAGGAGGCCCUGGGAACCGAGGGUGAUACGAUCAGCCAGGAGGAAUUCAUCAUGCUCCUCCAGAACGACCAGGCGAUCGACGUCCUGCAGGAUGUGGGCGUAGAUCUCAUCGCUCUUGUCAAGGAUCCCAACAUCAUUUUUGACGGCGAGCCGAUCAUCUACUUCCAGGACUUCCUGGAUGAAAUCCUUCUCUUGCGCGGGUCAAAUGCCGCUACCGUCAAGGAUUUGACAGUGCUGAAGAGCCAGGUGACGCACGACCUGACCCAAGUCAUCAAACGUAAGAUGAAACUUGCGGUGUAG